This is a messenger RNA of Aureobasidium subglaciale EXF-2481, 1373 nucleotides long. RefSeq lists its product as uncharacterized. The coding region runs from base 437 to 1129 and encodes 230 amino acids. Lineage: Eukaryota; Fungi; Ascomycota; Dothideomycetes; Dothideales; Saccotheciaceae. The transcript has a single exon. The record is from RefSeq and is a predicted model, not a curated record. Gene Ontology annotation, cellular component: post-mRNA release spliceosomal complex; U2-type spliceosomal complex.
UCCCUCUAAAGGAGCAAUGGCACUCUCGUACCAUUGCUGAGCCAGGAGGCUCCGAGCACUUUCGUAUUUCGGCGGAGUCGACCUGGUCUGUCUCGGGUUCGAUCUGGUCUGUCUCGCACGUUCACAGCGAAUGGUCGAGAAGGACUUGGUCUGAGAGAUCGAGGAGGAAUGCGGCACGGAUGUCGGCCAUGGCUGAAAAAGUCGUGGUGCUAGGAAGGGCAGGGCGAGUUGCUCAGCUUCGGCCACAAGCUUGACGUGUCGGGCGGCGCAUCGUGGCAUAGGCGGGCAUCGACGGGGCAAAGGCUUGUGAGUGCUGGAUGUUGGUACAAUACUCGUAAUAUAAUCCACAAAGACCCCCGAACUUCCACGCCGCCAUCCCCGACUUUUUGGUGUUUGAUCUGUUUGCUCGAAUUCACCACGCUCAAGCAACUUUGCGAUGACUUCCAUCGACAGCAAUCACCUAACACCAAUCUCGUCCGACUACAAACCACAUCUUUCAGCCCUAGUCAUCAUGUCUGGGAACCUGUCCAACGCCGCCGAGGACCGCAAAGCCCGUCUGGCCGCUCUCAAAUCCCUCAAGCGCAAACAACCUUCAGAACCUACAGAUGCCAAUGACAACACUCUCGCACCAGAAGACCCCACUCAGCAGCUCGAAGACGUCUCUUCAAUCAUCCUUUCAGGUCGUAACUAUGAUGCCACAACACGCGCCCCAAAACUCGGCUUCGAAAAUGAUCCCUCAGCACAAGGCGACACUCUAGAAAAGAAAGCUCAAGAGUUGGCAGAAGCAACAAAAAAGCAGGCAGCUCUAGAGGAAGCUCAAGACAAACCUCUGGAUCUGUUCAAGCUGCAGCCCAAGAAGCCCAAUUGGGACUUGAAGCGUGAUCUGGACCGCAAGCUGCAUGUUUUAAAUCUUCGCACCGACAAUGCUAUUGCGAAGUUGGUGCGUCAAAGGAUCGCUGCGACACAGGCUGAGAAGAGAAAGGCCAGCGGUGUGACAAACAACGAGGGGGAAGCCGUCGGCAUGGAAGGCGCAGAGCUGCUCGAAGCCACCAAUCUGAGGGAGAAGGAGGAUGUAGAGGAGGCAAGGAGGGAAGAGGAAGCUCAAGCCGACCUCUUGGAUGGCAGCUGACCAGUCAAUCCAUGUCACUUGUCACCAAACACAUCGCCUUCUGUCGUCGCCUGGUCACAUAUCACGACUGACCACUGCUCACCUCCUAGACAUGCUACGGCAAAGAAGUCUCACUAAAUUAUCAGGAGAGGCUUGCAGACACGCCCGGCUAGUGCACUGCUAUCUUAUUGGCAGUGGCCUACUUAUAUACGGAUGUUAAUUACUUAGAUAAUUACAGAGAACAACAAGGUCAUCCUUUUCUCAU